Pecten maximus is the source of this 1575-nucleotide messenger RNA. Its product is annotated as lysophospholipid acyltransferase 1-like. The record is from RefSeq and is a predicted model, not a curated record. NCBI's taxonomy places the organism in Eukaryota, Metazoa, Mollusca, Bivalvia, Pectinida, Pectinidae. The coding region runs from base 46 to 1554 and encodes 502 amino acids. The transcript has 14 exons. Gene Ontology annotation, molecular function: acyltransferase activity. Gene Ontology annotation, cellular component: membrane. Gene Ontology annotation, biological process: lipid modification.
GUGACAUUCCGGCAACACUGCAGUGGGACGACUUGGCCAACAGAGAUGUCUGGAUUACUUGGGGCAGUGUCCGAUUCUAUUGGCGUACCAUUGAUGCAGAUAAAUGUGAUAACAGCAGAGAUCCUUGCACUUUGUUUCGCCUUUGCUUACCGGCAUUACCUGUGCCCCACGAAGGUUUCAGUUUUAACGAGACAUGUCUCGACGGCCAGUCUGGGAAUAUGUCUGCUGUAUUUUGUGUACGGAAGUCAAUGUAUCCAUGUGUUUUUACUCUCUGGGAUCUGCUAUGUGGCCCUUAUUCUGUCACCAACAUCUAUUAUACACAUAGUGACCUUCAUACUAUCAAUGACCUACCUUAUGUAUAUACACCUACGGAGAGUCCUUGCUGCAGACACCGAAAAGUAUCCUCUGGACGUCUCGGGUCCACUCAUGCUGACCACUCUGAAAAUAACUAUUGUGGCGUUUGGAUUACAUGACGGUUUACAUCGUAACACGGAGACACUUAUUGAUACCCACAAGAGGCAUUCUUUACGGAGAAAGCCGUCAUUUCUAGAAUUCUUUAGCUACAUAUUUUACUUCCAAAGUGUCGUGGCUGGGCCACCUUCGUUUUAUUGUGACUACCAAGACUUUGUGAAUGGAGAAAAUAUCCACCUCCCAGUUAACUCAAACAGUGAAAUGGAAAUAAAUUCAAAUUACAGAAAAGAAGAAGAUAUGAAGACAGAUUUGACGAAAAAUUCAAAGAAAAUAUAUCGUCUUCCACCGUCACCACUAAAACCUGUGUGUCUAAAACUGUGUGAAACAGUUUUCUGGAUCUUAAUACAUGUGUUUGUAGCACCAAGCUUCCCUGCCUUAUCCAACUCAGAUCCAGCAUUCAUAGCUGCCCAUGGUGUUCUGUACAGAGUUGGGUACUCUAUCAUCUCAAUGUCUUGUUGUAAGGUGAAAUACUACCUCAUUUGGAUACUGGGUGAUGCUAUCAACAAUGCCUCAGGGCUGGGGUUCAAUGGCUUCACGCCAUCAGGUGAACCUAAAUGGGAUCUCGUUACAAGUAUCAACCCUUUAACAUUGGAGAGGUCAACAAGUGCAAAGGUAUUUAUAGACAACUGGAAUGUCCAGACGGUGAAGUGGUUCCGGUACAUCUGUUACACACGAAUUCCGUUCCAGCGCACUUUAUUUACGUUUAUAUUGAGUGCGCUCUGGCAUGGCUGUUUUCCUGGUUAUUACUUCACGUUCAUCUCCGGGGCGUUCUUGAUCCAAGGUUCCAGAAUGGUUCGGAGGAAGGUGCGUCCAUAUUUCCUUAGGUCCAAAUCAUGGAAGAUGUUCUACGAUUUUCUGACCUUCCUGUUCACUCAUGUUGCCAUAUGCUACGCUGGUGUACCGUUCAACAUCCUAUACUUCAAAUACUCCAUGAUAUUUUAUAAUAACAUGUACUGGUGGCUCCAUAUAGCAUGUCUCAUAACGAUGCCGGUUUGUGCCUUCGUCUUACCAAAUCCACCACGACAGCAGGAGGUCAAGGUCACAAAGAAUGGUCACACAUCUGAGAAAGAAAAAUCCAAUUAAGGCCAGCAUAUAAUAUAUAUC